Linum tenue is the source of this 108-nucleotide messenger RNA. The record is from the annotation of a GenBank genome assembly. NCBI's taxonomy places the organism in Eukaryota, Viridiplantae, Streptophyta, Magnoliopsida, Malpighiales, Linaceae.
AUGAGGGAAGUGAUCAUGUUCGUGAGGAUAACGAAAUUAUUCGGGAGCCUAGCUGCUAAUGGAGUCCUGAAUUGCCCGCUCCCUGUGAAGUAUAUGGAAGGAAAUUAA